CCCUAAAUCUAUAAAUAUCGAUAAAAUGAGUUACUCCCCUUUGUGAAACCGAAAGUAGGUUUUUUUUUUUUUAUUUUUCGUCAUUUUUUUUAAUAAUGAAUGAACCAGAUUUUCGUAUACUUGAUGGUGGUGCAGGAUCAGAGCUACAAGACCUAGGAUAUAACAUAACUGGAGAUCCUUUAUGGUCGGCCAGAUUGCUAGAUACUAACCCAGAUGCGAUCAAAAAACUUCACAAAAGUUAUUUAGAGGCGGGGGCGGACACAGUAAUAACCGUAACUUACCAAGCCACUGUGGAGGGACUUAAGAAAUAUCUGGGGAUAACGACAGAGAAGGCUGUAGAACUGAUUAAAUCAGGAGUGAAGCUUGCCAGAGAAGCUUGUCAGGAGAUGCCAAACACAGGAAAAGACAGACGAGUGGCGGGUUCUGUAGGUCCGUACGGUGUCUUUUUACAUGAUGGUUCUGAAUACAGCGGGAAUUAUGUAGAUAAUAUGACCCAACAGGAAUUAAUGGACUGGCACAGGCCCCAGGUGGCAGCACUGUUGGACGGCGGGGUGGAUAUGUUAGCCGUGGAAACCAUCCCUGCUCUGAAGGAAGGGGAGGCAAUUCUGACACUGCUGAGAGAAUUUCCUGCCGCAAAAGCAUACAUAACAUUCUCAUGCAAGGUAGAAUUUUUUAUGAUAUG
Saccostrea cuccullata (small rock oyster) is the source of this 682-nucleotide messenger RNA. RefSeq names its product homocysteine S-methyltransferase YbgG-like. NCBI's taxonomy places the organism in Eukaryota, Metazoa, Mollusca, Bivalvia, Ostreida, Ostreidae. The record is from RefSeq and is a predicted model, not a curated record. Gene Ontology annotation, molecular function: S-adenosylmethionine-homocysteine S-methyltransferase activity. The transcript has 5 exons. The annotation marks the transcript as partial. Gene Ontology annotation, biological process: S-methylmethionine cycle.